This is a messenger RNA of Pungitius pungitius (ninespine stickleback), 5528 nucleotides long. Its product is annotated as xylosyltransferase 1-like. Gene Ontology annotation, biological process: heparan sulfate proteoglycan biosynthetic process; chondroitin sulfate proteoglycan biosynthetic process. The coding region runs from base 52 to 2892 and encodes 946 amino acids. The record is from RefSeq and is a predicted model, not a curated record. Gene Ontology annotation, cellular component: membrane. The transcript has 11 exons. Gene Ontology annotation, molecular function: protein xylosyltransferase activity. Lineage: Eukaryota; Metazoa; Chordata; Actinopteri; Perciformes; Gasterosteidae.
GCUGCGCACGGCCACAGACGGUCCUCCAGCUCCGUGCGCCACGGUACGAAGAUGGUCGGCGGCGUGUGCGCUCGCAGGUUGGCCCGCCGGUCACGGUCCGCCCUGAUAGUGGCCCUCACGGUGCUGCUGGUCCAGACGCUCAUAGUGUGGAACUUCAGCAGCCUCGACUCCGGCGAAGAGAGGGAGAACGGAGGCUCCAACGUGCGGCAGAAGAGGGACCGGGUGGCGGGCAACAAAGCCGCCGGCAGCGACUAUUUCCAGCACGGGGUCCAGCAGCAGCCACGGCAGCAUCUUCCUCCGCCUGGGAAGGGGACGUCUCGCCACAUACAGCAGCCGGACGGGUACUACUCCCACCGGCCGAAGGAGAAAAGUAGAGUGGACAGCAACAACGAGAACUCUGUGCCCAAAGACUUUGAGAAUAUUGACAAUAGUAACUUCGGUGCACGCUCACAGCCGCAGCGGCAGUCUGUAGGCGCCACUGGCAGCAAGCAGCAGCGGGAGCAACUGCAGGAGAAAGCCCACGCCCAGCGGCAGACCCGGCGGGACAACUCCCCGAGUCGGGGUCGGAGCUCAAACGAAGUUUUGCCGGUAGGCCACCAGCCUCCAGCGGUGGGCAACAACGCCUCCUACGCGGGCGGUCGAGGCGGAGCGGGAGGGUCACAGCAACACGACCGCGCCCAGCAGGCCCAGCAUGCCCAGCAUAGACAUCAGCACCCGCACAAGAGGCAAGAAGCUGCGGCGCCGCUGGGGGUGACCUACGAUGAGCCGCCAAAGUGCGAGAUCAGCGGGAAGGAAGCCAAUUCGGCUCUGUCCAGAGUCAAGAGCAAAGAGUGCCGGCAACAGAUUGCCGAGGUGUACUGCCGACACAAGGAAGGGCAAUUAAUGCCAGAGACAGUCACUCGCUUCUGCCCCCUCGAGGGUAAAGCCAAUGUUAAUGUCCAGUGGGAUGAGGACUCUGCUGAGAGCUUUCCAUCAAAACCAGUCAGAAUAGCGUUUGUCUUGGUGGUCCAUGGACGAGCCUCUCGCCAGUUUCACCGCCUCUUCAAAGCCAUCUACCACACCUCGCACUACUACUACAUACAUGUGGAUCAGCGCUCUAAUUACCUGCACAGACAGGUGCUCUCCUUGGCUGCGCAGUAUCCGAAUGUGAGGGUGACACCCUGGCGUAUGGCCACCAUCUGGGGAGGGGCCAGUCUACUAACCAUGUAUCUACGCAGCAUGGCUGACCUGCUGGCCAUGAGGGACUGGAGCUGGGAUUUCUUUAUCAACCUCAGUGCUGCCGACUACCCCAUCAGGACCAACAGCCAGCUGGUAGCCUUCCUGUCCAAAUACAGAGACAUGAACUUCAUCAAGUCCCACGGCAGGGACAACGCCAGGUUCAUCCGUAAGCAGGGCCUGGAUCGUCUGUUCUUUGAGUGUGACACACACAUGUGGAGGCUGGGUGACCGCAAAAUCCCAGAAGGCAUCUCGGUGGAUGGUGGGUCCGACUGGUUCCUUCUCAACCGCGUGUUCAUCGAAUACGUCAUCAACUCCCAGGACGACCUUGUCAUGAGCAUGAAGCGCUUCUACGCGUACACUCUGCUGCCAGCCGAGUCGUUCUUCCACACGGUGCUGGAGAACAGCGCCCAUUGUGAGAGCAUGGUGGAUAACAACCUGCGCAUCACCAACUGGAACCGCAAACUGGGCUGUAAGUGCCAGUACAAGCACAUCGUCGACUGGUGCGGAUGCUCCCCGAAUGACUUCAAGCCUGCAGACUUCCACCGUUUCCAGCAAACGGUGCGGCCUACCUUCUUUGCCAGGAAGUUUGAAGCCAGCGUGAACCAGGAGAUCGUGAACCAGCUGGACGCCUACCUGUUUGGAUCGUUUCCCCAGGGAACGCAGAGCUUAAACUCGUACUGGGAGAACAUGUACGACGAGCCAGAUGGCGUUGCCAGCCUGUCGGACACGCAUCUGACGUACUUCCACUCCUUCUCUCGGCUGGGCCUGGCCCGAGCUGCCGCCUCGCUGCAAGGAAACCCAAAUGAUCACAGCUGCAGGUACUUCCCUAUGGGGCACCCGGUGUCGGUCCAUCUCUACUUCCAGUCAGACCAGUUCCAGGGCUACCUGGUCAAGCACCAUGCCACCAAUCUGGCGACUAGCAAGCUGGAAACCAUGGAGACCUGGGUGGCACCCAAGAAGAACUUCAAGCUAUCUUCCCCUCUUAGCAGCACAUUCAGCAGGUUGCAAUUCGCUGAGAUCGGUACCGAGUGGGACCCCAAAGAACGUCUGUUCAGAAACUUUGGCGGCCUGAUGGGCCCAAUGGACGAGACGGUGGGCAUGCAGAAGUGGAGCAAGGGCCCUAACGUCACGGUCACAGUCGUGUGGAUCGACCCCACCAACGUCAUCGCGGCCACCUACGACAUUCUGAUCGACGCCAGCGCCGAGUUCACCCACUACCGCCCGCCUCUAAAUCAGCCUCUGCGGCCCGGCGUGUGGAGCGUCCGCAUCCUGCACCACUGGAGCCCCGUGGCUGAGAUGCACUUCCUUAUUGCCCCGUUAGCCUACAACAAGCACCAGCCUAUACAACAAGAGGACACGCUGAAGCACCACAACGGGCCAGUGAAGAGCAGCUACAUGGAGCAGAGCUUCCAUGGCCUCAACCCAGUGCUCAACAUCCCAGUCAGUCCGGGACUUGUGGAGCAGGCCCGGAGGAACGCGGCACUGACCGGCCCGGAACUGGAGCGCUGGCUGGACAGCCUGGUGGGCGAGCUGUGGGAGGCGGCCGACGUCUGCGCGGUCGGCCGAACCGCCUGCCCCGUCAUGCAGGCCUGCCCCAAGAACCCUUGGAGCUCCCUGAGCCCGGACCCGAAAGCCCACCUGGGAACGCCGCGCGCAGACGGGCGCAUCAGGUAGCGCCGAGGCCUCCAGCUGGACGGGAGGCCUCGGCGCGCCAGAGUCACUGUCGAUCUUUUAUUUAUUUGAGGGGGGGUUUAUGCAGGUGAAUUAAGGUAAAGUGUUCUUCCUUCGUUUCUGGAGAAGAUGAAAAAAAAAGAAAAAAUGGAUAUUUUAUGGGGGGGUUGGUGAUGAUUUUUAGAACUCCCAUGGGGUUCCUCCUUUUAGGGGAUUAUGCUGGCUUUGCUAUUUCAGUUUCUCGUGUAUUUAUUUCUCUUCUCAUGGCUGAGUUUUACUGUGAUCAAACGUUGCCAUUUUCGAGCAUUUAUUUUGCUGCUGAAUGAAAUAUGAAGUCAGCUUUGAAAGCCCUGCACAGGGCCCAGAGGUCAUGUGAUGCUGGUCGCAGACAGAGUUCUGCCGCUAAAAAAGCCUUAGCUGUAAGACCUACACGACGAGGCAGCCUGGUACUGGAUUAAAUGUAUGUAUCCACAUAAACCAUAAACUAAACAAGACGAUAUCUGACUGUUCCGAUACAACGAACUUCCAAUAAAAGCUUUUUUUGAUUAGGCUCAAAUGCAGCCCCUAAAAGGCAGUAUUAAAGUGGAGUAACUUUAAAUAGUGAAUAUUCUAAGUAGUACUGAAGCCAAUUACUUAGAUAGUUCAACCGAAUCGGUUGAAUGAAUCAGUAACAGCAGCACCGAUCGGUGCCUGCUGUUACUGAUUCCGGCUGAUCGUUUGCUGCGGUCACAUUUCAUAAAUAGAGGAUAAAGAGAAAUGCAAAUACUGAGGCCUUUUUAGGAAUAAUUACAUUUAUUGGGAAUACAAUAUCAAUUUGAUGGAGACAUCGUUCAUAAAUGCUUCAUUUGUGGCUGUGGGGUGAAGUAUUAUGAGACUUAACAUUUGCAUAGAUUAGGUCUAUUUAAUAAAACCUGGAUGUUGGUGUUCUUACCAACAUGCCUCAAACUUAAAAUUCUCAUUCAUGUUUUCUGUGUUUUACUUCAUUUCAGUCUUUUGAGUGACACUUUAUGAUUAUACAAAAAGUCUUAAAAAAUUGUGGGAAUGAGAGGGGGUGAGUCCACGAGUCGCUAUUUAUUUAUACGUUUAUAUUAAUACUGAUAUUUUUAGUCAGUGACUAAAUAACUGCGACGCUGCCUUGGCAGCAUGAUAAAUAUUUUUUUUUCGUAAAGAAAGCUGCCUUUAUUUACAAAGGCCUACACCCCAAACUUAUACUGUUCCUUUAUGUGGCCCGCACCUGUGUGUUAGUCAGUGGUGUCCUGUCUGAAUAGAUCUACUUGUCUUGGUUUCUUAAAUGGCUGCUUGCCAAGUGCAUCACAUGAGGCCGGAGGUCGGAGGUCAGAGGUCAGCUACACCUAACAACCUCACUAAACAGCAAAGGGGCACAAUAAACACUCUUCAUGACCGACCACAUUGGGCAACUUCUGGAUGGAAAGAGAAACUCUGCUCGUUGGUGUUGACGCUGUGACGAUAAUGUACAAUUUCACGUGAAUAUAACAUUGUGUGUUGAUGCAAAAUGAAUCAUUUCCUCGAUCGACUUCAUCAACAUGUGAAGUACUUUUUCUGCCACCAAGACAAUCUCUGGACAUUUGAGACAAGUCCAUUUUUACUUAAAGUAGCUCUGUUCCACGACACAUCCUGAUCACGCUCGCAUAUUUACCUUACUCCGAAAUAAGUUUCAUCUGAAGCCAAUGAGGAGUUCAAUCCGUGAUUGACAACAUUGUUUGGCCACCACACGAGUGAGUCUCAGUGUAAGAGACAUUAUUGUUCAUUAAUGCUGGGUUCACCCUGCCUCGCUGUCCGAGCAGUCCUUCCCUCUUAAACACGUUUCUUGUUGUAAAGGCAAUUUAGUUUUUUCACAUGCCGGCUUCUGCUGCCACUGUUUAACUUAUAGUGCCACCAUGCUCAGAACAAUACUUCACAUGAUGAAUAUUAUUACGUAAGCUCAACGCAGUUUUGGAAAAAGGUGAAUUAAAGAAAUGUAACUCAAUGUGGAAGUCCUAUUUUGUAACAAAAUGAUUAACAAAUGAAUAAGAUGUACAUAUGGUAUUUUGUAUUCAAAUAUUGUUUAAACGGUAUUGUACAUGUAAAUACAGAUGUAGUAAAAUUACUUGGAAUUAUUAAGAGUUUUUGAGGUGUCAAUAACUGGGCACAAAGAGUGAAUUGAUGGUGUUUAUUGAUCAAAGUACAUAAACUCGUUUGAGUGUUUUUGGAAGGCUGUGACAACAACCUUGUCCCGUUUGCCUCUCAGAGAAAAUAACAUCCCAGAUUGUUGUUGUUCUUGCUGGAAUGUAUUGUUGAGCAACUGUUGCACAAAUUUCUCUGAACUGAGAUUUCCCCCAUUAUUUUGUUCUGGGGAGGCUCUGUGUGCCUUAGCUGACUUUAAGAACUUUCUCUGUCUAUUAAGAUAUAACAGUUCUUGUUUUGUUUUUUUUAAUUUAUGUGAAGAAUACCACAAGUUUCGAGUGAUUCACUGGUACUUCAACACCAAAAGAUGUCUGCUGUUGUAUAUAGCAUCAGGCCUUCUGUCUUUAUCAGCUUUUAUUUUGCAUUUUCUUCCCAAUGGGGGAUUUGUUUUGUUGUACUUGACUGGCUUGUCUUACUUUUCUCUGACUUUUUUGGAAAUAAAAUGAUAUGGAAAA